AUGUCCUGGGAUGCCAUUCUUAAUAGCAUGCUUCAAUACCCCAAGGUAACGUGCGGCUGCCUUGCUGGUGUCGAUGGAGUUAUAUGGUCAUCGUCUCCCGAAUUUAAGCCCAGCCAGGAAGAUAUCCUUAAAAUAGUCAAGGUGGCUUCCAGUGGCCAGAACGAGUCUGUUUCGAUAAGUGGCAAAAAACUUAUCACUGUCAGGUGUGGAGGAAACGAGCUCUCCGCUACCGGAAGCGAGUACGCAAUCCACGCUCGUGUACUCACCAAAGCCGUUGUCAUUGCGGCCAACUCCGACCCCAAAAAUAACCCUGGCGUCAAUUGCCUCCUCUCAACCGCUAGCUGCGCAACAGCCAAUCACUUGGCCUCGUCUGGAUUCUAG
Messenger RNA from Mesocestoides corti, 381 nucleotides. The record is from the annotation of a GenBank genome assembly. NCBI's taxonomy places the organism in Eukaryota, Metazoa, Platyhelminthes, Cestoda, Cyclophyllidea, Mesocestoididae.